Molecule: messenger RNA, 3156 nt
Organism: Clonostachys rhizophaga
Lineage: Eukaryota; Fungi; Ascomycota; Sordariomycetes; Hypocreales; Bionectriaceae
Source: the annotation of a GenBank genome assembly
AUGUCUAUUGACUUUCCCGCCGAGGAGAGGGCCAUUAUUGAGAGAUGGAGGGAGAUUGAUGCUUUCAAAUGCCAGGUUGAGAUGUCCGAGGGCCGACCCUAUUACACCUUCUACGAUGGACCUCCAUUUGCAACUGGUCUGCCUCACUACGGUCAUUUGCUUGCUUCAACAAUCAAGGAUGUUAUCCCUCGUUACUGGUCCAUGAAAGGCUACCAUAAGCUCGGGAUUUCGGGGAAGGAGGCUGUUAUGAAGAUUGGCAUCGCAAAGUAUAACGAGGAAUGCCGCGCUAUUGUCAUGCGCUAUGCGUCUGAGUGGCGGACAACCAUUGAGCGACUGGGACGUUGGAUCGAUUUUGACAAUGACUACAAGACCAUGGACCCAAGAUUCAUGGAGUCUGAAUGGUGGGCUUUCAAGCAGCUCUUCGAGAAAGAUCAGGUCUACCAGGGCUACCGUGUUAUGCCCUACUCAACUGUCUUGACAACGGCUCUGAGCAACUUCGAGGCCAACCAGAAUUAUCAAGAUGUCAACGACCCUGCAGUUGUUGUUUCGUUCCCCCUGGUUGACGACCCUGAAACCAGCCUCCUCGCGUGGACGACGACACCAUGGACCCUUCCUUCCCACCUCGGGCUGGCCGCGCACCCCGACUUCGAGUACGCCAAGGUGAAGGAUGAAAAGACUGGAAAGACGUACAUCAUUCUAGAAAAGCUCCUCAGCACUCUGUACAAGGACCCCAAGAAGGCUAAGUAUACCAUUAUUGGCAAGAUUCUCGGCAAGGAUAUGCUUGGCUGGAAGUACCUCCCGCCGUUCGACUACUUCUACGAGGAUUACAAGGAUGUUGCAUUCAAGGUUCUCAAUGCUACCUACGUAACCGACGACAGCGGUACGGGAAUUGUUCACCAGGCCCCUGCUUUCGGUGAAGACGAUUACAGCGUUGCUGUUGAAGCCGGUAUCGUUACCGAAAAGCGCCCUGCUCCCGACCCCCUGGACGAUACGGGCCACUUCUUGUCGCGCGUUCGCGACUUUGAGGGAAUGCAUGUGAAGGAGGCCGACAAGCACAUUAUCAAGCACCUGAAGAAUGCCGGACGACUGGCUGCCGAGUCGCAACUCCGUCAUUCAUACCCCAUGUGCCCCCGAUCCGAUACGCCGCUUAUUUACAGGGCCCUUCCAUCAUGGUUCAUUCGAGUGCCAGAGAGCAUCCCCGACAUGUUAAAGAAUAUUGAUGGUACUCACUGGGUUCCUUCUUUUGUGAAGGAACGUAGAUUCGCAAGCUGGAUCGCUAAUGCUCGUGACUGGAACGUUGGUCGAAACCGGUACUGGGGAACCCCGAUUCCUCUGUGGGUCAGUGAUGACUUGGAAGAGCGUGUAUGUGUCGGCAGCAUCCAGGAGCUCAAGGAGCUUAGCGGCUUCGAGGGCGAGAUCAACGAUCUCCACCGGGAUAAGAUCGAUCACAUCACCAUCCCCAGCAAGCAGGGCAAGGGAGUCUUGAAACGUGUUGAGCAAGUGUUUGACUGCUGGUUUGAGUCAGGUAGCAUGCCAUUUGCCAGCCAACACUAUCCAUUUGAGAAUGUUGAGAAAUUCGAGAAGAGUUUCCCUGGAGACUUCAUCGCUGAGGGUCUUGACCAGACCAGAGGAUGGUUCUAUACUCUUGUGGUAUUGGGAACCAAGCUGUUCGGCGUCUCCCCCUUCAAGAACUGUGUUGUGAACGGUAUCGUUCUUGCCGAAGAUGGAAAGAAGAUGUCGAAGCGUCUCAAAAAUUACCCCGACCCAUCUAUUGUCAUGGAAAAGUAUGGAUCUGAUGCAUUGAGGCUCUACCUCAUCAACUCACCCGUUGUCCGAGCCGAGCCACUUCGCUUCAAAGAGUCAGGCGUAAAGGAAGUUGUGCAGAAGGUGCUUCUGCCUUUGUGGAACUCAUAUAAAUUUUUUGAGGCCUCAGUAGCCAUGCUAAAGAAGAUUGAGAACACCGAUUACGUCUGGGAUCCUUCAAUGGAGUCUAGCAACAGCAAUGUCAUGGAUCGCUGGAUCUUGGCCAGCUGCCAAAGCUUGCUUGAAUUUGUCAAUGAAGAGAUGAAGUUCUAUCGCCUAUACACUGUUGUCCCAAGACUUCUUGAGCUCAUUGACAACACGACAAAUUGGUACAUUCGCUUUAACCGUAAGCGACUCAAGGGUGAGAACGGCCUGCAGGAUACCUUGCAUGCGUUGAACUCCCUAUUCGAAGUUAUUUUCACGCUCUGCCGUGGACUUGCACCUUUCACUCCAUUCCUCGCAGAUAACAUUUACCAGAAGCUGCUUCCUCACAUCCCCGAGAAGUUGCGUGGUGAGGACUUCAGGAGUGUGCAUUUCUUGCCCUUCCCCGAAGUUCGCAAGGAGCUGUUCGACUCCGCUGUUGAGAGACGAGUGGGGAGAAUGCAGAAGGUCAUUGAGCUUGCCCGAGUAUCCCGAGAGCGACGCACCAUUGGCCUCAAGCAGCCGCUGCAGACUCUCGUGGUCAUUCACUCGGAUCCUCAAUACCUUGAGGAUAUCAAGUCUCUUGAGAACUAUAUUUCGGAGGAGUUGAAUGUCCGUGACCUUGUAUUGUCCUCUGACGAGGCUAAAUACAAUGUCAUCUACAGCUGCACAGCCGACUGGCCAGUCCUGGGCAAGAAGCUCAAGAAGGACAUGGCGCGAGUGAAGAAGGCCCUCCCGGGAGUGACCAGCGACCAAGUUCAGGGGUACGUGAGAGACAAGUUUAUCGAGGUCGAUGGUAUUCGCCUUGAGGAGGGCGACCUAGUUGUCCGCCGUGGAGUCAAGGAAGACGAAUCCAGUAAGAACUUGGAGAUCAAUACCGAUAGCCACGUUCUUACUAUUCUGGACACCGAAAUCCACCCCGAACUUGCCCUUGAAGGUCUCGGACGUGAGAUCAUCAACAGGGUACAGAGACUUCGAAAGAAGGCAGGCUUGAAUGCAACUGAUGACAUCAAGAUGGAGUACCGCGUUCUCACCGACCCAGACAACGUCGGAUUGGAGCAGGCAUUUGAGUCGCAGUCGCCUGCUUUUGAGAAGGCUCUGAGACGAACCCUCGAAAAGGCAUCACCGGAUGCUACUGGCGAGAAGCUGAUUGCUGAGGAGGAUCAGGAAGUGCAACAGGCGACAUUCUCGCUUAGACUCCUCAAGCUCUAA